AUCGAAAUCACCUUUCAUUCUGUGAUCGAUCGCACUCGUGGUUGGUUGUGUGUCUCGCAACGGUGCGCGCGGUUCCUCAUUUGCAGUUUUCAGGUUCUACUAAGGAGGAGAUUCGGAGGAUUUCAGUGCGGCUCGAGCUGUGUGUAUGUGUGGGAUUGUGUUGUGCUAAGUGAAGUUACUGAGAAAUAUUUUAAGAAUGAAUUACAAACUAGUGGUUUGGUUUUGCCUCCUGGUGCCACUGGUGGCAGGCGCAGCACAAGAGGACGGCCUGAGAUCGCUGCUGAUGCGGAGGGGACGCCAGGGACACAAAGCAUAAUUUCAUUCAUCACAGACGUAAUCGCUCCAUUAAUGCAAAUCAUGUUCAGCACAAUUCACGUUCAUCUCAUCAUAAAUCCAUCGUUGAUAAUCAAUGUGGAAUACAAAAGAGGCAAAGGUUUGGUUGCAUGACUGACACAGAAAGGCUGCUUUUAGACGCUGAGCUCAAUAAUAUCGCGCAAAGGCAUAACGAGCAGUUGCGACAGCUAGCAUUCGGGAAUUUCACGUCCUUCAGCGAAUAUUUGCUCGAUAACCUGAUGAAGAGUAAUACGGCGGUAAAACUAGCUUUUGCGCAAGACUUGGAAGUACCUAGCAGUGGUAGUAGCACUACCAGUGAAAUCCCGUUUUAUGACGAAGUCGUCGACGAGGUGAAAACUGCUGCUGCUGUCGCACCUGGUGUCGCUACUAUUCACAGCUCCAAGUCUGCCCGGCCAACGUCACUAACACUAGACAAAAAUGCAUACGAGCUCCCGAUUAAAGUGUGGGGUGAAGUUUACAAACACGAAGAUCAAAGCCGACCUGGAAUUCCGGUCGCAGACAAUCUCACCCCAACGCCAGAACCGGCCGAGCCUGUUGAUGAUUCUGCUGCUUCAACGAGUACCACCCCAGCUUCGCUCCCGAAAAAGGGUCUCCAUCCGCUGCUAGCGCGAAAGAAAUUCCCAUUCUCCCCAAAAGAGAACAAGGUCAAGGCUGCUGACGAGCCUGCUGGUUCCACAGCUGCUCCGGCUGCUGAAACAUCCGAAUCUUCCACAUCGGGUACUACACGUCGCGUACGACCAACUCGCCCAGGAGUGUCCGCACGUACUACUGUCAGCCGAGUAACCACUCCACGAACCCCCAGAACUACUACCAAGCGAGGUCAAACCACGACAGAGUCAACCCCAGCGCCUACCUCCCGUACAACCAGAGCCCGUCGAGGACGCCCAACACGCCCGGGAAAACCUGGAGUAGCCCUGCCAGAAUCCAGCACGGCUUCGACAACCACAACCACUACUACGGAGCUAACAAGUCCUUCGACGACGACGACGACGACUACCACCACAACGACCACUCCAGCAACCACAACCACCAGCAGCAGCUCGACAUCUACGUCAACCUCGACCUCGACAGCUGCCUCGUCGUCGGAAGUAGCCGCAUCCUCCUCGCUACCCGCGGCAUCAUCUUCCACUCACAACGCAGCUGACGAGACCCUAUCGGCUGCUCCGACUAAUACCGUACCUGUGGCUCCCGUUUCCGAUGAAGUUCCGCAUGUCCACGCAGUUCCAAUCGCACCUGCACCCGUGGUAGAACUGCAAGCCGAAGAUACGAACGAAACUAGCCUGGAGUGAUACUGAGUACUGAGUCUUGCCUAGCUAGAUUAUAUGUCCUGCUGUGCUGUUCGAAUAUCUAUCUAACUGUGCUAGGGUAAGCGCGAGUCAUCGACGAGGAUAUUGAGUCGUUUGUGAGUUGAAGUGUUAAUGUUUAGUAGAGGCGCAAUUUUGUGAUUAUAUUUAAUCGAGUAUGAAUAAAGCUGUUUUGAUGUAUGUUUAUAGUAA
Molecule: messenger RNA, 1850 nt
Organism: Toxorhynchites rutilus septentrionalis
Lineage: Eukaryota; Metazoa; Arthropoda; Insecta; Diptera; Culicidae
Exons: 4
Coding region: 444-1643 (399 amino acids)
Source: RefSeq, a predicted model, not a curated record